CGAUCAGCUGUCACUUUCGUUUUAAUAAAUUACAUCGAAAUUUUGAAUUAAACUAACCAGAAAAUACUAGUGUAAAACCAGAAUUCAUUAAUUCUGGUGCAAAUUAUUUGUGCUAUCAAUUAGAAUUGUAGUGGUGGACAAUAGCAGCAGCAAGAGCGAAACAUGAGCGUGCAGACGGAUCACGAGAAGAGAAAGCAGAUCUCCGUGAGGGGCAUCGCUUCUGUUGAGAAUGUGACUGAGGUGAAGAAGGCGUUCAAUCGCCAUGUUCAUUACACCCUGGUAAAGGACAGGAAUGUGGCGACUCCGCGCGACUAUUACUUCGCUCUGGCUCACACUGUCAGGGACCACCUUGUCUCCCGUUGGAUCAGAACACAGCAGUAUUACUAUGAAAAGGAUCCCAAGCGUGUGUACUACCUUUCACUGGAGUACUACAUGGGCCGGUCUCUGCAGAACACUAUGAUCAACUUGGGUAUCCAGGGCACCGUAGAUGAGGCCCUCUACCAGUUAGGUCUGGACAUUGAAGAGCUGGAGGAGCUGGAAGAAGACGCUGGUCUGGGCAAUGGAGGUCUCGGCCGUCUAGCUGCCUGCUUCCUUGACUCCAUGGCUACUCUGGGUCUAGCUGCUUAUGGCUAUGGUAUCAGAUACGAGUACGGUAUCUUCGCCCAGAAGAUCGAGAACGGCGAGCAGCAGGAGGAGCCGGACGACUGGCUGCGCUACGGCAACCCGUGGGAGAAGGCGCGGCCUGAGUUCAUGCUGCCCGUCAACUUCUAUGGCCGCGUCGUCGACACGCCCGACGGCAAGAAGUGGGUCGAUACGCAGGUGGUGUUUGCUAUGCCAUACGAUAACCCCAUCCCCGGUUACAACAACAACGUGGUGAACACCCUGCGGCUCUGGUCCGCUAAGAGCCCCAUCGACUUCAACCUCAAAUUCUUCAACUCUGGUGACUACAUUCAGGCCGUACUGGACCGCAACGUCGCAGAGAACAUAUCCCGCGUGCUGUACCCCAAUGACAACUUCUUCGAAGGCAAGGAGCUGCGUCUGCGCCAGGAGUACUUCAUGUGCGCCGCCACGCUGCAGGACAUCAUCCGCAGAUACAAGGCGUCCCAGUUCGGCAGCCGCGAGGCCGUCCGCACAUCCUUCGAACACCUCCCCGAGAAGGUCGCCAUUCAACUCAACGACACCCACCCCGCCCUCGCCAUUCCCGAACUUCUAAGAAUCUUGAUCGACAUCGAGAAAGUUCCCUACGAUGAGGCCUGGAAACUGGUGGUGAAGAGCUGCGCGUACACGAACCACACCGUGCUGCCCGAGGCGCUGGAGAGGUGGCCGUGCUCCAUGAUGGAGAACGUGCUGCCGCGGCACAUGCAGCUCAUCUACCACAUCAACUUCCUGCACCUGCAGGAGGUGGAGAAGCGCUGGCCCGGCGACUUCGACCGCAUGCGCCGCAUGUCGCUCAUCGAGGAGGAGGGCGACAAGCGCGUCAACAUGGCCAACCUCUGCAUCGUCGGCUCGCACGCCAUCAACGGCGUCGCCGCCAUUCAUUCCGAUAUCCUCAAGAAGACCGUCUUCCGCGACUUCUACGAGAUGUGGCCAGAGAAGUUCCAAAACAAGACCAACGGGAUCACGCCGCGCCGGUGGUUGCUGCUGUGCAACCCCGGGUUGUCUGAUCUGAUCUGCGACAAGAUCGGCGAGGAGUGGACCGUGCACCUGGACAAGUUGAAGGACCUGAAGCGGUGGGCCAAGGACCCGGCGUUCCAGCGCGCGGUGAUGAAAGUGAAGCAGGAGAACAAGUUGAAGCUGGCGGCGCUGAUCGAGCGCGACACGGGCGUGAAGAUCAACCCGGCGUCCAUGUUUGACGUGCAGGUGAAGCGCAUCCACGAGUACAAGCGGCAGCUGCUGAACAUCCUGCACGUGAUUACGCUGUACAACCGCAUCAAGCGCGACCCCGGCGCCGCCUUCACACCGCGCACCGUCAUGAUCGGAGGCAAGGCCGCGCCCGGCUACUACAUCGCCAAGCAAAUCAUCGCUCUCGCCUGCGCUGUUGGCAACACCGUGAACAACGACCCCGACGUGGGCGACAAGUUGAAGCUGAUCUUCCUGGAGAACUACCGCGUCACGCUGGCCGAGCGCAUCAUGCCGGCUGCCGACCUCAGUGAGCAGAUCUCAACAGCGGGCACGGAAGCUUCAGGCACGGGCAACAUGAAGUUCAUGUUGAACGGCGCGCUGACCAUCGGCACCAUGGACGGAGCCAACGUCGAGAUGGCCGAGGAGGCGGGCGAGCACAACUUCUUCAUCUUCGGCAUGAGGGUCGACGACGUUGAAGCCCUGCAGCGCAAGGGGUACAACGCAUACGAAUAUUACGAGCGCAACCCGGAGCUGCGGCAGUGCAUUGAGCAGAUCCGCAGCGGUUUCUUCUCGCCCGACCAGCCGGGCCGGUUCGCGCACGUGGCCGACGUGCUGCUCAACCACGACCGCUUCCUGCACCUGGCUGACUUCGACGCCUACAUACAAGCGCAGGACAAAGUCGCUGCCGUCUAUCAGAACCAAGCGAAAUGGGCGGAGAUGGUGAUUGAGAACAUCGCGUCGUCCGGCAAGUUCUCGUCUGACCGCACCAUCGCGGAGUACGCGCGCGAGAUCUGGGGCGUCGAGCCGUCCUGGGAGAAGCUGCCCGCGCCGCAUGAGGUGCAGGGUUAAGUGUCCACCGACGACCGCGGUAGACUUUAACGGGGGGCUCUGAGGGUGAUUUCUAUCAAAGCGGAGAGGAGAGGAGAUAUGCGGAAUCGACCAAUCACAGCGCGGGAAGACGUUCUGUUGUUUUUUCCCUCGCGGUGAUUGUUCGAUUACUGCAUAUCUUCGCUUUGAUGGAAACCCAACCUUGGGACCAAUUAACCACUUGCUGAAAGACUGACUGAUCAUACCUGCCCGACAAGUACUAGGUAGGCAAACAGAUAGUUAACAACAAGUGGUAAAAUGGGCCCUUAGUCACGUUACUACUUUCUACGAAUCAUUUCGAUGAUUUGCAGAAAUGUUGCUUCUGUCUAUCGAUAUCGACCACCCUGGUUAGAUUCUACUUGGACACCUACAUAAACAGGCUAUAAUAUAAUGUUCCUUUACCUCGGCCUAACUUUAACCCUUUAACUCCCGUUGUGAAGGCCAAGGGGUUAAUACUAUCUGCACGAAACUAUAUAGCCGCUCCUUUCCUGCAAAGGUUAGUAGUACACCUUGUCCAGGACAGGAGAGAAUUACCCGUUUUAUUCUACACAGAAGGCACAGGCACCUACGCCGGUAGAGCCUUGUCUCUAGUAGUUAUUAAAAAAAAAGAAAACCUCAUCGAUUAAACAUCCUAGUUCGAAUUUAACAGAAUUUAUUACAAAUACCUGUCUCGGUUAUUCCUAUGAAAUCCGCACAAUAAAAUCGAUUUUAUUUGAAGUGAAAUAAGAUAACUUUCUGUCAAUAAAAUAGUAAUUGAAUUAAAGGAGACCUGAUAAUGGAAUCUUAUUGUAUGCCAUUCUUGUAAACUCUUAAAGAACGAAAGCCUUGGUGCUAGUGUUUUUCUU
Molecule: messenger RNA, 3554 nt
Organism: Pectinophora gossypiella (pink bollworm)
Lineage: Eukaryota; Metazoa; Arthropoda; Insecta; Lepidoptera; Gelechiidae
Gene: Glyp
Product: glycogen phosphorylase
Exons: 10
Coding region: 163-2691 (842 amino acids)
Biological process (GO): glycogen catabolic process
Cellular component (GO): cytoplasm
Molecular function (GO): glycogen phosphorylase activity; pyridoxal phosphate binding
Source: RefSeq, a predicted model, not a curated record